Molecule: messenger RNA, 1493 nt
Organism: Physeter macrocephalus (sperm whale)
Lineage: Eukaryota; Metazoa; Chordata; Mammalia; Artiodactyla; Physeteridae
Exons: 2
Source: RefSeq, a predicted model, not a curated record
CUGUGCGUAUAAUGUAUUGACAGGACGGAGGCCGCCGGUACUACUGAGAACGGCAUUUGGUACUGUUGUCGACGCGACAGGGUUGUUGGCGGCGUGUGCAGUUGUUGAAUGAGAAAUAAAACUGUGCGGAAGCGCGUGUUUCGGCGCGGAGACCGGAAAGCGCGGAUAUACAGUCUUCGCCUACGCGUAAACGAAUGAUGGAUGUGUCUGCGGUUUCCAUGUUAUCCGCCCACGUCCCCUUUUUUAGCUGUUUUGCUUUAGUUCUCCCUUACCAUGAUCGACUGCGUGGAAGCCUUUGACGCUGCAGCUGCAGCUGCAGCAGAGAGGACUCUGGAAGCGAAGUUCUGCUUGUCGGACAGCCAGUCCUCGCACUCCUCUGACACUGCAGCAGGUAUCCCACCUGAGUGGAAAAAUUCAUCAGGAGUUCCUUCGAAUGCUCUUACUUCUGCUGCUGCCUUACUUUUCCCGAAAGUUGCAACUGCCUCGUUGCCUUCGCCGCGCUCGCCACCUUCUACGAAUAUUCCUGCUGCUCGCAGCUCACCUGCUGCUGCUACCCAAGCUGCAGGAAGUAAGAGGAUAACACCGCGCUCUUUGCUGGAGACAGCCAAAGAGGCUCCGUGGCAGCAGAAGACCAAGGCCUACAGAGGAGAAGCAGAGGGGAAAGCGGGGGUAUCUGCUGCGUGUGACUUUCUCAGCCACCCGGUGCAUCAUCUCCCAGCAGCAGGAAAACCCGAUGCAGGUGCUUCCACGGCAACUCCCUCUGUUUUUUCUCCUUGCCCUUCGGAAGAAGCGGUUUCUCCUCUGAUGGAGGCUUCCAGCUGCUUUUCUGCCGGCGAAUGCACCUCAGAAGAUACAACUUUUCGGUGGGAUGCUGCCAGCAGCACCACCAGCAGCAGCACACAGAGCACCAGCCGCAACGGGAGCGCGGCAGAGAGAAAAAGCAGCAGCAGAGACCACAGCAGGAGCAAGACAAAAAAAGCGGAGGAUGCGCGUACUGCAGUGGGUUCCUCCGUCGCAGCUGCGUUGGAUUCUCCUGCUACGAUCUCGCAGCAGCUUUGCACGAGCAGCAGAAGGCCACCACGAGGAGCAGACAGUUGUUACUUGGAGAACAGUGCAGCUUUGGCAGCACAGGACUGCUGGCAGCAGCCUCCCCCCUUUAACCAGCAGGCAGCUGUUGCACAGAGGACAGCAUCAGCAGGUGGUGCUGCGAUUUUGCCAGGCGAGGCUCUUGCAGGCUGCAGCAGCGGCAUGCAGUGCUGGUGGGAUGGCCCUGCCCCACUGGAAGGUGGGCGAACAGCUGCCACACUCGACUACUACUUAGGAGACGAGACAUGCACGCCUGCCACAGAUUCCUGUUCUUCCACAGCAGCGUUUGUAUCGGAGCAACAACAGGGGCAGAGACAGGAGAUUGAGGAGGCGCACCAGAGAGAAGAGGGCCAGGGGGAUAUGCUGGACGAGCCGCAGCGCCUGGAGAAGCAACAGAAGACACAAAA